This is a messenger RNA of Nicotiana tabacum (common tobacco), 5467 nucleotides long. RefSeq lists its product as uncharacterized. The record is from RefSeq and is a predicted model, not a curated record. Lineage: Eukaryota; Viridiplantae; Streptophyta; Magnoliopsida; Solanales; Solanaceae.
CCAUCUACUCUAUAAAUCCCUCAAAAGUCGAGACACAACCUCUCAUAAACUGCUAACACUUCUCUGGUAUAAGCACAAUCAUACUUUUCGAGUUGGGUAAGAAGUGAGUGAUCAGACGUUAAUGGCGACGGCAAAAGAGCACAUUGAAGAAAUAAGAAGAAACAAGUUCUCCAUUGGAGGUGAAACUAAUCCACUCACUGAGGACCUUCAUCAAGCUGUCAAAAAUCUCUCUGCUGAGCUUUACGCUAAGGAUGUUCACUUUUUCAUGGAACUCGUCCAGAACGCGGAGGAUAACGAGUACAACGAAGGCGUGGAUCCUUCACUGGAAUUUGUGAUAACUUCCAAAGAUAUAACGGACACCGGAGCUCAGGCGACGCUUUUGAUAUUCAACAACGAGAAAGGAUUCUCCCGCAAAAAUAUCGAGUCCAUUUGCAGCGUCGGACGUUCUACUAAGAAGGGCAAUCGCAAACGUGGCUACAUCGGCGAGAAAGGCAUUGGCUUCAAGAGUGUGUUUCUCAUCACUGCGCAGCCCUACAUCUUCAGCAAUGGGUACCAGAUACGAUUCAGCGAGGAACCUUGCCAGCACUGCAAUGUAGGCUAUAUUGUACCUGAAUGGGUGGAGGCAAACCCAACUCUUUCAGUUAUAAAACAAAUCUAUGGGUCUUCUGCUACCCUUCCAGCCACAACUAUAGUGCUACCACUGAAACCUGACAAGGUGAAACCUGUUAAGCAGCAGCUUUCAAGCAUCCAUCCUGAAGUUCUUCUCUUUCUUUCAAAGAUAAAGAAACUUUCUGUCAGGGAAGACAAUGAGGAUCCCAGGCUUAAUACCGUUAGUGCUAUUUCAAUUUCAAGUGAGACCGAUUUUGUUAAGAAGAAGAACAUUGAUGCUGAAUCCUACAUGCUCCAUCUCUCAGCUGACGAAAAAUCUGGUAUGGGGGAAUGCAGUUACUACAUGUGGAAACAGAAGUUUCCUGUUAGGCGGGAGCACAGGGUGGAUAGAAGAAUGGAUGUCGAUGAGUGGGUAAUCACAUUGGCUUUUCCCAAUGGAGAGCGCCUCAACAGGGGAACCAGUUCCCCCGGUAUUUAUGCUUUUCUUCCCACGGAGAUGGUAACAAACUUCCCUUUCAUAAUUCAGGCCGACUUUCUUCUAGCAUCAUCAAGGGAGACAAUCCUUCUUGAUGACAUAUGGAACCGGGGCAUUCUUGACUGCGUCCCUUCUGCUUUUGUCAGUGCUUUCACAUCGCUUGUGAGAGCUAAUGAAGGUGCUCCAGUUUCUACUCUUACUCAUAUGUUUGGCUUUUUACCAGUCAAUGCAUCUCCUUAUCCAAUUCUUAACGACGUGAGAGAUUCCAUUAAAAGAAAACUGCUGGAUGAAAGUAUCAUUCCAUGCGAAUCAUACAUGGAACAACAGUUCUUCCAGAAACCCAAUGGUGUUGGUAGGUUGAAUCCUGCUUUCUGGAAUCUGCUGAACAAGGCGAGGAAGCAGGGGGUCAUAUUGCAUAACAUCUCAUCCCAUGGAAGAUUCAUCGUCAACUCUGCUUUUGAUAAGGAGAUGUACAACCACAUUUUAAACUUUUUGGAGGUGAAACAAGUUGACAAUGAAUGGUAUGCAAAGUGCAUUCAGAGUUCCAAUCUUGUUUUGGGUGUCUCAGAGGAUGUUUACUUAGAGCUUCUAUCAUUUGUGGCUGAGAAAUGGUUGUCUUCUUUCAAGACAACUGAGAUGAUGAACAUAAAUCUUUUGAAAUUUGUUGAUUUUGAUGAUGAUGUGGCCUUGUGUAGCAUAUAUGAGGCAUUGAAUGAUGAUUAUUCAUUGCUUUUGUCUCGGGAAUCUGGUCACAUCUCUUGGCUGAUCAACUGGAACUCAGAAUUUCGUUUUGCCAAUCAUCUUUUCUUUGCCAAAUCAACACAAGAAGCAGUCCGGAGUCAUUCUAAAAGGCAGACUGUUUUGGAUUGGCUUAGAGACGAGGUCAAUGUGAGCUCAGUAAAUGUGUACGACUAUGCUCUUCUGAUUCUUAACUCACUCGGUGAUGAUCAAAAACUUGCCGUGGCGUUUAGCCACUUCUUACAUCAGUCUCUUGCGAGAAAUUAUUUAUCUAAAGAACAAGUUGCUACUUUAUGUAGUAAAAUGCCGCUUGUUGAUAACUAUGGACAUGUUGCCAGGCAAAGGAAAGGGGUACUGGUGCCUGCUAAUGGAAGUAAAUGGGUGCAGUUGAUUGGUUCAAACCCGUGGAGAUAUGAAGGCUAUGUUGAGCUUGGAGAAGAUUAUUUGCAUUCCGGCAGCUAUGCUGGAGUUUGUACCAGCAAGAAAGAGCUUCUGGGAUUUCUCAAAAUUUAUGUUGCAGCUAUGGACAUUCCUGACUUACCUCCUCCUGAUGCAGCAAUUUCCAGCUUGUCUUCUCCACUAACCAAGGAAAAUGCAUUGCUGAUGCUAGCAUGGAUUCGUAAAAUGAAAAUGAAUGGGUUUUCCUUGCCUAGAAAAUUCUUGACCUGCGUAAGGGAGGGAAGCUGGCUGAGGGUAUCUCUGAGUGGUAGCCCUGGCUACAGGCCUCCAUCAGAAUCAUUCUUCCAUACUUCAUCAUGGGGACAUCUGUUGCAGAAUGGAUCAGUUCUUGUAGAUAUCCCAUUAGUUGAUCAGGGAUUUUAUGGCAGUGAAUUAAAACAGUACAAGGAUGAGUUAAGUACAGCUGGUGUCAUGUUUGAAUUUAAAGAGGCGUGUACAUAUAUUGGAGAACAUUUUAUGUCUCUGGCAACUUAUUCUACUUUAACCAAAGGCCAAGUGAUAUCAAUACUCAAUUUCAUCAAGUAUUUGAGGGAGAAAUAUCUCUCCCCAGACACCUUCAUUAAUAGCAUUAAUGAUAGAAGGUGGUUGCGGACUACUCAAGGUGAGAAGACCCCUCUGGAAUCUGUUUUCUUUGACAGCGAGUGGAAUGCUGCCUCACAGAUCAGUGACAUCCCAUUCAUUGACCAAAAACAUUAUGGUGAUGAGAUUCUUUCUUUUAGAACAGAAUUGGAGCUGCUUGGAGUGGUUUUUGGUUUCAGGCAAAAUUACCAGCUUGUAGUUGACAACCUGAGGUCUCCAGCACGCCUGGGUUGCCUGAGUUCUGAUGCUUUGCUCUUGAUACUUAAGUGCAUUCACCAUCUGAGGUCAUCUGACAAAAUAUGCAGGGCACUUAGGGAUAGCAAAUGUAUGAAGACCGUAAACAUGGGGUGCAAAUCUCCGGCGGAAUGUUUUUUGCUUGAUCCUGUGUGGGGCUGCCUGCUGCAGGUUUUUAGCAGUUCCCCUCUUAUUGAUACAAAGUUCUAUGGAAGCGAUAUCUUGUCAUAUAAAAGCGAGUUGCAGAAACUAGGGGUGGUUGUUAAUUUUGAGGAGGCAACUAAAGCUUUUGCUUCUAUUUUUAGGCAGCAGACAGCGAAGGGUGCCUUAAACAAGGAUAGUGCCCUUUCUCUUCUUGCAAGCUAUAGAAAGUUAAAGGCAGCCAGCUUUAAAUUUCCUUCAGAUCUUAAGAGCUGCUUUCAAGAGGUCAAGUGGUUGCGAACUCGAAUUGGUGUUGAUAGAGAACCUAAAGAUUGCAUACUCUUUGGUUCAGAUUGGGAAUCUAUCUCUUCAAUCUCUCUGUUACCUUUUGUUGAUGAUAGUGAGGCUCGGUAUGGAAGGGACAUUCAUGAGUACAAGGAUGAACUUAAGAGUAUGGGAGUUACCGUGACAUUUGCAAGUGGGGUAAAGUUUGUGCCUGCAAGCCUUCGAUUACCUGAAGACGCUAGCGUCAUUACUGUUCCAGUAGCAUUCUCGUUGUUAGACUGCUUGCGGAAGUUGGAGAUGGGGCAUAAUGAUGAUCAGAUUGCUAUGUUGCGGUCAAAACUUGCUAGAAAAUGGAUGAAGACUAAUGCUGGUUACAGGUCUCCAGAUAAGUGUUUGUUGUUUGGUCCCCAGUGGAAUACUCUCUUACAGCCAGAAGAUGGUCCUUUCAUCGAUGAAAAAUUUUAUGGCUCCAACAUAGGGUCGUAUAAGAAAGAGCUGAAGUCUCUUGGUGUUGUGGUUGAAAUUGGAGAUGGAUGCUCAUUGCUUGCCGAUUACCUUGAUUGCCAUUCCAGCAGCGUUACUAUCACUCGGAUUUACAAGUACUUGAGUAAGUUCAACUGGGAACCAACUAAAGAAGAUCCUAUAAACAUAUGGAUUCCAAAUGGUGAUAACGAUGGAGAGUGGGUGAAUCCUGAUGAUUGUGUUCUGCAUGAUAAAAGUGGUUUCUUUGGCCGGCAGCUGCAUGUUUUAGAGAAGCACUAUGACAAGGAACUGCUCAGUUUCUUCUCCAAAUUAGGUGUCAAAAGCAAUCCUUCUCUUGAUGAUUUUCUCAAGCUUUGGAAGUCAUGGGAAGAUGCGGACCGCAGUUUGUCACAAUCAGAGUGUCAAAUCUUCUGGGAGUUCAUUGUGAAGCACUGGAGCUUAAGAACCGAGAAAUUUCUAUCUGAGAACUUGUCAAGGCUUCCUGUGGGUUCAGGCUCGGACGGGCUAUUGAUGCUCGACAAACGUGAUGUUUUCAUUGCUGAUGAUCUCUAUCUGAAGGAUUUAUUUGAACAGUCUGCUUCUCAUCCCUUGUUCGUUUGGUAUCCGCAACCAAGCUUGCCAUCUUUGCCUCGGCAGAAGCUGCUUGAAAUUUAUGGCAAAAUUGGUGUUCGUAAUUUCUCUGAAUCUGUUCUGAAAAAUGGCUUGUCUUCUGUUAAUUGUGUUGGACUUGAGCAGGUGCAGCCAGAGGAAAUCUUCAUCGGAAAGGGUUUGAUUAAGUUAAUCCUUGGCUUCCUUGCUGAUCCUUCACUUCAAAUGGAAACGCGUACGAGACAUGAAGCUCUCAAAAGCCUCGUGGAUGUUAGUAUUUUUGUGACAUUGGAACCCAUAACCAUGGAUUACUGUCUGUCACUUUCUUCUGGUGAUGUCGUGAACGUCAAAGUGAGCCGAAUGAUGUGCUGGGAUAGAAAAAAUACAAAGAUCUUUAUACAGAAGCUGGACAAAUCAGGUGGUUACAGAUGUAAGCUCGAGUUUGCUACAUAUUUCUCAGAAGUAGUAGCCGAGGGAAUUCUAAGGGAGAAAGAUGAUUAUGUGCAUCAACUGGCUGAAUUGAUCAAGUUGGGAUUCAUCCUGGAAUUCGAUGAGGCAGCUGUUGGGUUCUUGAUGAAAACAAAGAAUCUGCAGAUAUUUUUGGAGGAUGAAGAAUUCCUUUCUGCUGCCUUCACUUCCGAAUAGGCAGGAAGAACUUUACGGUUGGGUGAGGCCCUCUAUAGAUACCAAAUGGGAUUUCUGGUGUUUUGAAGUCUCUUGCAUGGAUAUUUAUCUUUUGUUAUAAAUCCCUGCUAGUUUUUAAUGCUUUCUGUUUUGUAGUUUGCUGCUCUAAGGUUUUCUAUGUAAUCUACUAAAUUUGCACUUAGAGAUACAAUUGCUUAAAAGCUUUAUUAUUCCUCUUUUCCAUGUUUUUAA